AUGACGGCCUCGGACUCGAACCUGUUCGUGCAGAAUGGCGAGCUGUACAUCUUGCCGACGCUCACAUCGGACGCCAUUGGGAAGGCUGCUAUACUAGACGGCGGCUCGUUCAAUCUCGGUGACGACUGCACGAGCAACAACAAGACUGCCUGUUCCGUCAAGUCGAACAACCAAACGGGCGCGACCAUCCAGCCAGUCCAGUACGCACGGAUCAGCACGAUUAACUCUGCCACCAUCGCGUUCGGCAAGGUGGAGGUUCGCGCGAAGUUGCCUCAGGACAACAAGUAUGGCGCAUGGCCGCUCAGCGGUGAGAUCGAUAUUAUGGAAUCACUCGGCAAUGGCAUCUCGUACCCCGCCCUGGGCUCUAACUUUGUGCGCUCCACGCUCAACUAA
Messenger RNA from Dichomitus squalens LYAD-421 SS1, 393 nucleotides. RefSeq lists its product as uncharacterized. The record is from RefSeq and is a predicted model, not a curated record. Bases 1 to 393 code for a protein of 130 amino acids. Lineage: Eukaryota; Fungi; Basidiomycota; Agaricomycetes; Polyporales; Polyporaceae. The transcript has 4 exons.